CUGCAAAUGGAUGAACCUAACCCAUAAUCCAAUCUUGUUCCGUACGCACUUUUGACUAUAAAUAUCUUGCCUCCAAGCUCCCAUUUCAACUUGAAGCACCCACUUCGCCAUUGCAACAAUUUCUCUGCUCCUUUACCUUUCAAGUCUCCAGAAGAAGAAGAAAAUGGAAGUUGUAUUCAACACAGAGCUCUUAAGGGGAAAUGGUGAACAUCUGCAAGAUGAAGAAGCUAGCUCCCCACUAUCUGAUUGGGUGAUCUCCAUCAAGGGAAAACUAGACAAGGCAUGUCAAGAUGACGGAGCAAGUUCAUGGGACAAUUUAUCAAUCUACAAAGUCCCUCAAUACCUUAGAAAUAGUACUGGCGAUGAUAAAGCUUAUGUACCCCAGAUUGUGUCAUUAGGUCCUUACCACCAUGGCAAAGAGCACCUUCGCCAAAUGGAACGCCAUAAAUGGCGCUCCCUUAACCAUGUCCUCAGGCGAACAGGACACGACAUUAGACUCUAUCUCAAUUCCAUGAAAGAGAUAGAAGAUAAAGUCCGCUCCUUCUACGAGGGACCAAUCACUUUAAACAGCAAUGAGUUCGUGGAAAUGUUGGUCCUUGAUGGUUGUUUUGUGUUGGAGGUUUUCAGAGGAUAUUCAUUGGGGUUCGUAGAACUCGGGUAUUUAUCGAACGAUCCUGUUUUCGCAUGGCGUGCAUCAAUAUUCUCCAUAAGCAAAGACUUGAUCAUGCUAGAAAACCAGCUUCCACUUUUCGUACUAGAUCGGAUUCUGGGACUUCAACUUGAUAACCCAGACCAGAAAGGACGCGUUGCUGGUCUAGCUCUCGAGUUAUUCGAUUGGUUAAAGCCAGAAACAGGAACAAUGAGUAAUGAUCAUCCAACAGAAACACAAACAAUAUUGAGUAAUGAUGAUUUAGAUGGUCUUCAUUGCUUGGAUGUCUUCAGGAGAAGUCUCCUACACACAGGACCAAGACCUCAACCAACACCCAAAGAACCACAAACAAUGAGUAAUGAUCCUCCUUCAGAAACUCAAACAAUGAGUAAUGAUGAUUUAGGUGGUUUUCAUUGCUUGGAUGUGUUCAAGAGAAGUCUCUUGCGCCCAGGACCUCAACCAACACCCAGUGAAGGGAUCCAACGCUGGUCAAAUCGGCAGCAGACGAUACCUUGUGUCACAGAGCUUAAAGAGGCUGGAAUCAAAUUCAAGAAAGGGAAGACAUAUCGCUUCUUGGAUAUAAAAUUUGAGAGAGGCACCCUGCAAAUACCGCGGCUCUUGGUCCAUGAAGGCACCAAGACUUUGUUCCUCAACCUCAUUGCCUUUGAGCAGUGUCAUCUUGACUGCGGCAGUGACAUCACAAACUAUGCCUUCUUUAUGGACUACUUGAUCAACUCUCCAGAGGAUGUGGGGUACCUUAUUGACCGUGGGAUAAUCGAGCACUGGCUUGGCAAUGAUCUAGAAGUUGCAAACCUUUUUAAUGGCCUAUGCCAAGAGGUUUCGUAUGACAUUGAAGAUAAUUACCUUUCCACAAUUUUAGGUGCUGUGAAUCUGUAUUAUGAGCGUAGAUGGAACAAGUGGUAUGCAAACUUGAGACAGAACUACUUCAGCAAUCCUUGGACAAUUAUCUCUUUAAUUGCUGCUGUUGUCUUGUUGCUACUCACUCUUGCACAAACCUGCUACACUAUAUAUGCUUAUUACAGACCACCUAAGUAACUCAUCUCUGAAGAUUGUUUGCAGUAGAAUUCGUUUGCAAGUAUUUGAUAUAAAAGAAGGCUUUGAGUAAUUCCCCUGUGAACGUGCUAAGGUAAGAAAUGAUUCAAGCACAAAGAAGCAUGUUGAGUGUGGUCAUUCAAAUUCCUUUUGUUUUGUCAUUGUAACAAACUCACGCGUUUAUUUGAAAAUUUCUAGAUGCUUCUGUUCAAGCACAAAGAAGCUUUUUAAUGAUUAGUGUUUACUCUUUGUCAAUUUUUAACUCUGUAUAAAUUGAUGUUGUUCGUUUAAUUUCUUCCCUACAUUUCCUUUUUGUUGUUAGCUACAUGUAACUUUGUAUGAUUUAUAUUUACACCUGGUUUUUUAAUGGUAACUGGUAAGAAGGAUUACAAUGAUGAUGAAUAUUAUCAAGUGAGGUCAAUCAUUCAUUUGAUUAUUUGAAUGUAA
Lotus japonicus is the source of this 2149-nucleotide messenger RNA. Its product is annotated as UPF0481 protein At3g47200-like. NCBI's taxonomy places the organism in Eukaryota, Viridiplantae, Streptophyta, Magnoliopsida, Fabales, Fabaceae. The transcript is spliced from 3 exons. The record is from RefSeq and is a predicted model, not a curated record. The coding region runs from base 164 to 1705 and encodes 513 amino acids.